AUGUGUUCGGUCAUGAUUGGCCAGAAAUUGUCUGCUGACGCUGGUAUGCCCUUUCUCGCGCCCGACCGAUACUACGUCCGCAGUACUAGAGGCGACCCCAAUGCUGUUGGAAACACGCCUGCAAGAUGCCUCACACGGGAUUUACUAUGUGAAGACAAAGGAGACUUGCUGCUUCUAGGUUGUGGUGACGUUCGUAACGUGUUGUUUACACUAUACUCUGAGCAGAACAACUCUCGCGAUUUUGAUAUCACGUGCUGUGAUAUUCAAGACGCUGUCAUAGGUAUUUGCAAAGCCCUGGACCCAAUUGUCAUAUUGAUGAGAAUAAUUUGGGAUAUCUACUACCAUUUUUACUUGGACGAAUCCUCCCUAAAGGUCCUGACGGAUCAGGCAAAGGAACUAGUUUCUUUGUCAAACUCGCUGGACGCAUGGCAUGGAACAAAAUAUGGCAGCAUACUGAGGUUUUGUGAUCUCUCAACGUUCACCCGAGUGAGAGCUUUAUGGAAGUCAUAUUGCACGCAAGACUCGAAUGAGAACACAAGAGUUGUAUUCAAUCAUAUUCUCGAAUCGAACAUCCAGCGCGCUAAGGAGGUGAAGGCAUACUAUGUUGGGGGCGAAAAUGCAUACGUGACUACAGGAAUACGUUCUGCAGCCCUGGUCGGUAUCGCAUACGCAGAGAACGCCCACGUGUUGUAUCAACACUAUUGGAAGUAUGGGAGCACAAGUCAAGAUGCUGAGGUCUUGGCAAAAACGAAUCUUCCAAACCCUCUGUUUGCUUUCCAUACCAUUGGGGCGCCUACGCUCCAUUAUGGAACGGAUCCGCUUCUGGGCUUCCAUCUCGCGACGGCAUUUGCACCAGUAAAAUACACCGCUUCAACUGGGUCCUUAGCAAGGUCGGUUCCCCUUCGCGUCACAGAGGCAGCACAUCUUCAGUUUCGAACAUGGUGUCACGCAUUUCGGUUGUCUUCUCAGAUGAACUUAACCAUUUGGUUCUUUGCGGGAGAUGCAAUCGCUUUCGCACAUGCACUGCAUCAUCUCGAGUUAUCUGGGCAUGAUUGGUUAGGAAAUGUCUAUCGAGAUGUCCAUCAUUUGAGUCCGAUCGAGCUCGACAAAAAGGAGUACAGCACCACACAUGGGGCACCCUUCGCAUUCAACGUUGUGGACAGUUCCAACCUCGCCGAUCAUGUGGGAUCUCUCAACCUACUCUCAGCAGUAUCUCCCUUACUGAAAAAAGACACGUCUUCUACUCUGUAUACCGAGUCAUUGGUGAGGAGAGAAAAGGAUCAUCGAGCAUACGUUGACUCCAUACUUUGUGGAGAUUUUGUCACCAUGUCACUGUUGCUUGAUCUCUUCCCAGUCGAGUAUUGGACCAACGCGUCUAGUUCAUCUACAGCCGACGAUGUCACACUCGAACAGGUAUUUCGCGCGACCGAUAGUAGCAACCGUAGGCAAAUGCGCGUUAAGUUAACGUGGAAGCGCCUCACUUCGCUUCCAGCUGCGAACUUGGGGAUGACAGAACCGAGACUACGAUUCAACGAAGCCGAUUUGGCCCACAUCCUCCACAAUGUCUACCAAAAUAUGUUCCAGCACGAGAACGCACUGUCACUGUUCAAAGACCUCGACAUGCUCAAGAUUGAAAGAAGCUCCACGUUGCACUACCAUCGUGGUAGUUUUGCUAUGUUUCUCCAUCGGCUUAGAAAUCGAGUUGCUGUGAAUUGGCAUGAUUUGAUGAACCGUAUCAUCGGACUGAUUGAAAACGAUUCUACAAUCACAAUGGGGAGGAAUUAUAUCCAAGAGCUCUAUCUCUACUUCCAUACCCUGAAUGUCUACUCUGCACAGAUAUUUACUUAA
Messenger RNA from Exserohilum turcica Et28A, 1848 nucleotides. RefSeq lists its product as uncharacterized. The transcript is spliced from 4 exons. The coding region runs from base 1 to 1848 and encodes 615 amino acids. Lineage: Eukaryota; Fungi; Ascomycota; Dothideomycetes; Pleosporales; Pleosporaceae. The record is from RefSeq and is a predicted model, not a curated record.